Leptopilina heterotoma is the source of this 2300-nucleotide messenger RNA. Its product is annotated as nose resistant to fluoxetine protein 6-like. Bases 76 to 2013 code for a protein of 645 amino acids. Gene Ontology annotation, molecular function: acyltransferase activity, transferring groups other than amino-acyl groups. NCBI's taxonomy places the organism in Eukaryota, Metazoa, Arthropoda, Insecta, Hymenoptera, Figitidae. The transcript is spliced from 10 exons. The record is from RefSeq and is a predicted model, not a curated record.
AAAGUUUGGAAGUCAAUAUUACUAUUUUUAACACUAUUUAAAUUAAUAUCAUCGACAUUAAUUGAAACAAAUGAAAUGGAAUAUUUUUCAAAAAAUCUUAAAGCUGAUAAUUUAUUUGAAAUUUUUAUAAGUGAAAAAAAUGAUAGUUAUUCAAAAUGUUGGAAUGAUAUUUCAUUUGUAAUUGAUGAAAUUAAUAAUUCAAGUAAUAUUCUCAAUUCUCUUUGGGCAUUAAAAAUGUUGGAUUCGAGUACAAAAAUUCCAUGGGGAAUAUUUAAGGGAAAUCUCGUCGAUUUGGGAAUGUACGAUGAAUGUGUUUCAGUGUUAAAUAUAAAAAAUGAAAGAAAAAUUCAAGGUCGUCAUUGUUUAUAUUCAUUUAAGUUAGAAAAAAUUCCAUUGCCAAUGACAUUUUCAAUUUGUGUUCCCUCAUCAUGUGAUGGAAAGGAUAUAAAAUUUAUUUUUGACAAAAUUAAUGAAAAAAUUAAUAAGACUGAUGAUAUGAAAAAUUGGACAAUUCACAAUUUUUCUGCAACAUGCUCAAAUGUUGAUAAUAGAGAAAUAACAAUUGGAACUAUUGUCACAAUAGCAAUAUUGACAAUAAUUAUUCUCUUUUUGUCCAUAUGCACAGCAAUUGAUUAUACUCAGAAAAAAAUGAAUUCAUCUACAAAAUACGGUGAUUUAUUAUCAAAAUUUUCCAUAUUUAAAAGUACAGCGAGAAUAUUUCAUUUAAAGUACAAUUCAUCGUCAAUGCCUGUUAUUCAUGGUAUUCGUACAUUAAGUAUAUUUUGGAUUGUUUUUGGUCAUUCAUUUACAGCACGAUUAUUUUUACCAUUUGUUAAUUCAUUUGAUAAAUAUAAAUGGAUAAAUAAUUCAAAUAGUUUAUAUGCUUUCCUCGCACCUUUUGCUGUUGAUACAUUUUUCGUUUUAAGUGGAUUUUUAAUGACAUAUAUUGUUCUCAAAGAAUUAUCACAUGGCAAAAAUUUUAAUAUUUUUAUUUACUAUUUGCAUCGUUAUAUCAGACUAACACCGGCUGUAGUAAUGUUAUUAUUAAUAUCGAUGUUCAUACUACCACAUUUGGGAUCAGGGCCACUGUGGGAGAGAGCACUGGAAAAAAAAUUGACACAAACGUGCAAUGAAAAAUGGUGGACUCUUUUAAUUUACAUGCAAAAUUAUAUACGAACCGAUAUUGAGUGUUUAGGGCAUACUUGGUAUUUGGCUGCAGAUAUGCAUUUUUAUUGGCUCUCGCCAUUAAUUUUACUACCUUUAGCAAAAAAACCAAAAUUUGGUCUCACUAUUUUGGCUUUACUUCUUCUUAUUUCACUAAUUACUGUUGGUAUUUUAAUAUCAGUGAAUGGCUAUAUUUCCACUUUAUAUUCCAAUGGUGUAAAAGUGGAAGAUGUGGCAAAUUCUUUUCGAUUUUUCUACACAGUCUCACACACGAGAGCAAGUUCGUGGCUUGUUGGGAUAUUUUUAGGUUAUGUUGUACACUUGAGACCAAAUUUUCUCAACAAGAACAUAGCUUACAUUGGAUGGUUAGGCACUAUUGGAUGUUUCACAUUUUGCAUAAUUGGUCAAAGAAUCGUAUUAGAGGAGACUUAUAAAUAUAGUUCAACAUUUGAGACCUCCUUUGGAAUGUUUUCACGACCAAUUUGGGCAAUUGGAAUCUCUUGGAUUAUUUUUACUUCGAUUUUUGGCUAUGGAGGUUAUGUGACAAAAUUUCUAUCAAUUCCAUUAUUUGCCCCGCUAAGUAAACUUUCAUUCUGUAUUUACAUUGUGCAUGCCACUUUUCAACUCGCAAAGGUGAACACUGUAAAAACUGCUGACUAUUUUUCCGAGUUUUCAAUGUUUCUCUACUUUCUCAGUGAAUUAUCAACGACAAUAGUGUUGGCAUUUUUCUUCUCAAUUUUCUUCGAGUCGCCGAUAAUGGUUUUGGAAAAAAUGUUGUUCAAGAGGAAGAGAAAUAAUUUACAAACACAAAAUUUACAGAAAACAUUUAAUGAAGCCAAAAAACCGUAGAAUUAGAGAAAAAUUUAUAAACAAAAAAAAGUAAAGAAAAAAAUUAAUGAAAAAAAGUUUUCAUAAAUAAAAAAUGAAUUUAAAUAAAUAGAAGCAUGGAAAUGAGUAAAGCUACGUUCAUAUUGAUCCGUAUUGCAACAUUGUAUAUAAAUACAUUUAAAGAGACCAUUGUGGACGUUGCCUAAAAUUUAUUUUUUUCACACAAUAUAUAAAGCCAUGUCCACAAUGGUCUAGAUGUUCGAAUAUUGUACAUAAAAACAUUUAAAGAGCCUAUUGUGUACUGAGUC